Messenger RNA from Angiostrongylus costaricensis, 372 nucleotides. NCBI's taxonomy places the organism in Eukaryota, Metazoa, Nematoda, Chromadorea, Rhabditida, Metastrongylidae. The record is from the annotation of a GenBank genome assembly.
AUGGCGACGAAAUGUCAAUACCACUUAGGAGAGGAGGCAUUUUCGUUAGCUUCUACAUUCGAGAGUAAGCACGACAGUUUGCUAGCUGCCAAUAACCAUUUUAGCUGUUCUGUAGGUUGGUUCCGCUAUGUGACGUUCCCUGAAAAACAAGCGUGGAUUAUUGGUUACCGAACGGAUUGCGUGAUUUGGGUAAGAAUCGCUCAACUACGCGCUGCAUCAUCUCCAAGAAUGAUUGGUGAAGAAAUUGACCGAUCCUGCGGUGGACAGUACAACGAUGACAUUGAUGAGGACAUGGACCCAUUAGACGAUGGUCAGCAGUGCAAUGAAAAUCUCGCAUUUGAUGCUGUGGCCCGCCAUCACAGUGCAUUGUAG